Molecule: messenger RNA, 2313 nt
Organism: Stereum hirsutum FP-91666 SS1
Lineage: Eukaryota; Fungi; Basidiomycota; Agaricomycetes; Russulales; Stereaceae
Product: glycoside hydrolase family 3 protein
Exons: 7
Coding region: 1-2313 (770 amino acids)
Biological process (GO): arabinan catabolic process; xylan catabolic process
Cellular component (GO): plant-type cell wall
Molecular function (GO): xylan 1,4-beta-xylosidase activity; alpha-L-arabinofuranosidase activity
Source: RefSeq, a predicted model, not a curated record
AUGGAGCUCGCAGUGGUCCCCGUUCUCUUUCUUCUAUUUCCCGCUGUCAUCGCAGGGAACCCAUAUCCGGAUUGCGUCAAUGGGCCCCUCGCGUCCAACCUCGUCUGUAAUACCAGUGCCAACUUUCUUGAUAGGGCAAAAGCUCUGGUCAACGCAAUGACGCUAGAGGAGAUGGUGAAUAACACCGUCAAUACUUCGCCUGGUGUACCUCGACUUGGACUGCCACCGUAUGAAUGGUGGAGCGAAGCUCUCCAUGGUGUGGCAUCCAGCCCAGGUGUAACAUUUGAGACAUCUGGCGAUUUUAGCGGAGCGACUUCGUUCCCGGAACCCAUUUUAAUGAGCGCAGCAUUCGAUGACGAUCUUAUUUUCUCAGUCGCCAGUACCAUUAGUACCGAGGCUCGUGCGUUCGGGAAUACCAACCAUUCUGGCCUCGACUUUUUCACGCCUAAUAUCAACCCAUUCAAAGACCCCCGUUGGGGUCGUGGUCAAGAAACGCCUGGAGAAGAUCCCCUUCACACCUCUCGCUACGUCUACCAACUGAUCACCGGCCUUCAAGGUGGCGUCGGCCCCAGCCCGUACUAUAAGAUCAUCGCCGACUGCAAACAUUUCGCGGCCUACGACCUUGAGAACUGGGAGGGAAACAAUCGUAUGGCGUUUAACGCUAUCGUAUCCACACAGGAUCUGGCGGAGUUCUACACCCCGUCAUUUCAGAGCUGUGUGAGAGACGCGAAGGUCGGAUCGGUUAUGUGCUCAUAUAACGCUGUCAACGGCGUCCCUGCAUGCGGAAGCCCGUACCUCCUCCAAGACCUUGUCCGCGACUAUUUCGAGCUUGGGAACGACACGUGGAUCACGUCCGACUGUGACGCCGUUGGGAACAUCUUCGAUCCUCACAAUUAUACCACUACACUGACGAACGCGUCGGCGGUGGCGUUACUAGCGGGGACGGAUGUGGAUUGCGGGACGAGUUACAGCGAGACAUUGGGAGAGGCGGUGAGUGAAGGGUUGGUGAGUAAGAGCGAUGUGGAAAGAGCACUUGUGAGGUUGUAUGGGAGUUUGGUCAGACUGGGCUAUUUCGACCCUGAGGAUUCUGUGCCAUACCGAGCGCUGGGUGCCAGCGAUGUCAACACACCGGCAGCACAAACGCUCGCCUACACUGCUGCUGUUGAAGGUAUCGUACUGCUCAAGAACGAUGGCCUCCUUCCGCUUUCUAGUAAUGUGAGCCACAUCGCGCUCAUUGGACCAUGGGCGAACGCUACGACACAGAUGCAAGGGAACUAUGAAGGUAUCGCACCCUUACUCAUUAGUCCACUUGACGGCUUCACCUCCGCUGGCUUCAACGUCUCAUUCACCAACGGAACGACCAUCUCUGGCAACUCUACCUCUGGAUUUGCCGAUGCGCUCUCCAUGGCUUCCGCUGCGGAUGUCAUUGUCUAUAUCGGUGGGAUCGACGAUACUGUUGAGGCUGAAGGACAGGACCGUACGAGCAUCACUUGGCCGGGGAAUCAGUUGGAGCUGAUUGGAGAGUUGGGAGCAUUUGGGAAGCCGUUUGUGGUCAUUCAGAUGGGCGGUGGGCAGGUGGAUGAUACGGAGUUGAAGGCUAAUUCUUCCGUCAACGCCCUCCUCUGGGGCGGCUACCCAGGCCAAGCCGGUGGAAAAGCCCUCGCCGACAUAAUCACCGGUGUCCAAGCCCCCGCCGGUCGACUCACCACAACCCAAUACCCAGCUUCUUACGUCGAUCAAGUCGCAAUGACAGAUAUGUCCGUUCGUCCCUCGAACUCGACUGGCUCUCCAGGAAGGACGUAUAAAUGGUACACCGGCACGCCCGUAUUUGAGUUUGGGUUCGGCUUGCACUACACGACCUUCGACGUGGAGUGGGCGGAGGGUAGUCCAGCGGCGAGUUACAGUAUCCAGGAUUUGGUCGCGAGUGCGAACUCGUCGUCGUCGGCUGUGGCCCAUGUGGAUAGCGCGAUUUUGGAUACGUUCACGGUGCAGGUGACGAACACGGGCAACGUCACUUCCGACUACGUCGCCCUCCUUUUCUCGAACACCACCGCUGGGCCUUCGCCUGCUCCGCUCCAGGAACUCGUCUCAUACGCGCGAGUCAAGGGUAUCACGCCGGGAGUGAGUGCGACGGCGAGUUUGAAUGUGACGCUAGGAACAAUCGCUAGGGUGGAUGAGGAUGGGAAUAGCAUCAUUUAUCCGGGAGUAUAUAAUCUUUGGGUGGAUACGACGGGGCAGGCGAAGGCGGUUACGAGCUUUGAGUUGACGGGUGAUAGUGAGCAGAUCAUGACGUUCCCGACACCGCAUUGGUAG